Molecule: messenger RNA, 933 nt
Organism: Penicillium psychrosexuale
Lineage: Eukaryota; Fungi; Ascomycota; Eurotiomycetes; Eurotiales; Aspergillaceae
Product: transposase
Exons: 2
Coding region: 1-933 (310 amino acids)
Cellular component (GO): nucleus
Molecular function (GO): DNA binding
Source: RefSeq, a predicted model, not a curated record
AUGCCGAAAAAAGCCAAAUAUUCAGAGGAUGAAAUGCAACUGGCUGUCAAAGCCUACUAUCAAAGAAAAAAACCAAAAAUCGCCCCAUUGGCGCGAGAAUUCUCUGUUCUGUACACAACCCUCUACGCGCGCGUCCAUGGUGGCAAGACUCAUUCCGACCGUACCGACCUUUCUAAAACACUUAGUCCAAUUCAGGAAAAGGCACUUAUUAGCUGGGUCACUUUGCUAGAUGCCAAUUAUAUUCAACCUACACCCGAAGAGAUUGAAGAGACUGUAAACCGACUUUUACAACGCGCGGGUGUUGACAUUUCCGUCGGUCACAACUGGACUACCCCCCACCUCAAAUAUAUCACACAAAAACCUAAGGAAAAGGCGCGUAUGGAUAGUGAGAGUAUUGAGGGUCUUACUCUCUGGUUUCACCAUUUCUUAAAGGUCAUGGAAGAGUACAAACUCCUACCUCAUGAGAUUUACAAUUGGGAUAAGACCGGCUACCAAAUUGGCCAAGGAAAGCCACGUAAAGUUGUAUCUUCUCGUUCGACUAGUCAUAUUGCUACCGGUGGUCUCGCUGAAUCAAUUACUGGUAUUGAAUGCAUUGCUGUAGAUGGUUGGGCGAUGCUACCGUGGUUCUUAGUGAAAGGAUGCCGGCAGAUAGAAGAAUGGUAUACCAAUAUCACAAUUCCCGAUUUUUGUAUUAAACCUACCCCUAAGGGGUGGAUUGAUAACGAUACUGCAUUCAAAUGGCUUUGUUCUUUUCAUGAGGCUACAAAAAACCGGGUCCAAAAGGAUAGGCCCCGUGUUCUUCUAAUAGAUAAUCAUCUAUCUCAUACCUCACUUGAAUUUACUACCUUUUGUACCGACAAAUUCAUUAUCCUAAUCUGGUUUUUACCCCAUACUACCCACCUAUACCAACCUCUCGAUGGCCAGGCAUUCUAA